AUGGAAAUGAAUCGCCCAAGUUUCUCAUUGAUCAUAAUUACUGCAGUUGUUUCUAUCAAUGCUCAAGAUGCAGAUGGUGACCCUAAUAGCGGCGAUAAUAAAGACAAUAAUAGCGGUGGAUCUGUAGCAGGAGGUGUUUGUGGAAUAAUAUUCUUCUUAGCAUUUAUAGGCAUAGUAAUAUAUAUAGCUUGAAGACGUAAGAAAGCUGGAAAAAAGUGCUUAUUAAAUCGAGAUACUCCCUGGUGCUGGGGUGAUGAGGAUGAAGAAGAAGAGGAUCAGACACCAGAAAUAGGCAGAAUUGAUACAGCUCCACCAGCAGAUAGAGGAAGCAUAAAUCGGUGGAAUAACUUUAUAUCUGAAUCUCAAGGGUUAAGUGAAAGAUCUGGCAUUCUACAGAAUUCAGAACGACAAAAUUUGCCAGCAGCUAAGAGAGCUAAGCUAUAG
Messenger RNA from Blepharisma stoltei, 444 nucleotides. The record is from the annotation of a GenBank genome assembly. NCBI's taxonomy places the organism in Eukaryota, Ciliophora, Heterotrichea, Heterotrichida, Blepharismidae.